AUGUCGGAAACAUCCACACCCCCUCCAGCCCCUCGCCAGACGAUGAGAGAGCGCAGACGGGAGGUUUUGGGCUGGGCAGACGCCUACGACGACUCUCUGACCUUCAAAGACCUGGAAAUAUUCUUCACCAUCCCGGAAGUCAAGGCGUGCGAGACGAUCAAGAUCUGCUACGAGCUUCCAAUCCCCGAUGAGUACCCCGACUCGAUGGAGUUUUCAACUACUUUCGCGGGCAUCAUGGGCCCCUUCACCGCCCUACACAGCGACGUCCUCCGCCACAUCGAAGCCAAGGUGCUAUACGAGGCGAAAAAGAACCACUUUCCCACAAGCAUGUUGGCUGAGAGCAGCGCGUGGCUGGCGGAAUUUGUGGCCUCCAUCAGCACGAGUCUCAGAAGCAUCAAGCUGCUCCUCAUUCAAGGCAAUCAGACAGACCAGCCCGUGUUGUUCAGCUACCGAACUAAGGCUGAAUACUAUAAUUGUGACACCGCGGGCGGGGCGUUGGGCCGUGCAGGCCUAGGGUGGCGGGAAACCAUCACCGUGAGGUCGUCUCUGGACGACCCUCCGGAAGAUCAGGAGUGGAGCGAUGUGUCACAGUUCCUCGUCGUCGUCAAGUUCAGGCAGCGCCGAGGCGGCGUAACGUCUGAGAGUUUGUUGGGGGAGAGGUUGCUGGCGGCAUUGGGGCCUGGUGGCUACAUUCGGGGGGAAUGGUUGUUUAGGGGUUAUUAG
Messenger RNA from Mytilinidion resinicola, 723 nucleotides. RefSeq lists its product as uncharacterized. The transcript is spliced from 3 exons. The coding region runs from base 1 to 723 and encodes 240 amino acids. The record is from RefSeq and is a predicted model, not a curated record. Lineage: Eukaryota; Fungi; Ascomycota; Dothideomycetes; Mytilinidiales; Mytilinidiaceae.